Molecule: messenger RNA, 4189 nt
Organism: Spirodela intermedia
Lineage: Eukaryota; Viridiplantae; Streptophyta; Magnoliopsida; Alismatales; Araceae
Source: the annotation of a GenBank genome assembly
AUGGCGCUCAAGUUCCUGAACAAGAAGGGAUGGCACACGGGAAGUUUGAGGAACAUCGAGAACGUGUGGAAAGCGGAGCAGAAGCACGAGGCCGAGCAGCGGAAACUCGAGGAGCUCCGAAAGCAGAUCCAGGAAGAGCGAGAGCGAGCCGAAUUCCGCCUCCUCCAGGAGCGCGCUGGCCUCGCUCCGUACGUAUUUAUACUGACUACCCUGCCCACUUUCUCGCGCUAUUUAGAUUUCUAGGGUUUGAGAAGUUUUGGUACGUCUUUCUCCGAGUCUUCGUAACUGUCUUUCCUUGUUCCUCAGGCGGCAAGAGAGAUUGGAAUUUCUCUAUGAGUCGGGCUUGGCUGUGGGGAAAGGCAGUUCCGAAGGGUUCAAGACACUCCAGGCUCCUGCUAAAGCCGAGGCGUCCUCCGCCGCUACUGCGGAACCCAGUACUUCCAAGGUAUUCCCAUUUGACUCAGCUGUCAGUGAUGCUUCCUGUUGUCUUUUCCGUAUUCAUCUCGCUCAUAUCCAGUUGUCUUGGUAUUUCUGGGCGAUUGUGACUCAUGCUUGAUGGUUGCAUCUUGGUAUUUUGAGUCACCCCUUUCCCAACCGUGGAACACUUUUUAGAUUAUUAUUUUUUAUGUUAUUAUUAUUUCCCUCUUUGGUGUGGCAAUCGCGUAUUUCCCGAAACCCGACAUUGAGGACAGAGUAUGAGGUGUCGAUUUUCCACCUUCCAUUCGCUGAAACCUUUUUUAAUGUUUCUAUACUUUUUGGUCUUCUUUUUUCUCUAUUGGAAGGUAGCAGCCGACAUUUAUCAUUUUAAAAUCAACUCUAUUGAAAAUCCACCCUACCCUCUUAUGAAGAUGAUUUUCACCUAUUUGGGAGGGGAUUAAUCCUUUCUAGUUGAUGAUUCAUCCAAUGAGCCCUUCAAGUAUCAGUGAUCAGUGAUGCUGCAUGAUUUAGUCAAAUCCCAUCUUAGUGUCAAAGAAAGUAUGGGGGGUUUUCUUUUCAAGUGCACUCCUGGCAGGUUUCUGGAAAUAAAGCACAUCAAUUAUCAAGCCACUAUAAUUUUCGUAAGAAUGAUUGGACUUAUUGUUGUUGUCACAAAAUUUGUUGAUUGUGUGAGUAGGGCAUCUAUUUUUUUCCUCUGCUACUUGCAGGCAACAGAAUUUUCUUUGGUUGACACAGAGUUAAGCAGUAAACAAGUAUCGUUAAUAAUGAAGGGGGAAAAGGCCUCUUGGUAUCCUAUCUCAUAAUUAGAUUAAAGUUUAAUAAUGUUUGUUUGACUAUGAAACCAUCUGAAGAAACUUUUUUCCCUUUAGUACCAACACAAAAAACUGUAGUAGUUAAUUGACUGUAGUCUGUCUUUCUGGAAUUUGAUUUUCUUUUUUUGGUGUAAUUGACCUUAUAUCAGGAUGGAUUCUGACUAUCAUAAUAGUUCGAAAUCUAUUGUUUCUUGAUGGAUUCAGAAGAAUGCGAAAUAUCAUGACUCUAUCUACUUUGUUGCACUCCAACAUAUUAUCGAAAAAAUUUACCUGACCUGGUCCAUCUCAAGGCAGGGAAUGAGUGAAGCAAUUUUGAUCUAGGACUCAUUUUUAUAGGUUUAGACCAAGGAUUUUUUUCACCCUGAGUGUACCGAAAUCUACCUCGGUUAAACUUGGCCCAUUAGUGUCCCGACGCCCAAAGUUUUUUUGCCUAUCUUUGACCGUUAGACGUAUGCGUCUUCCUAGGAUUCCAUUUCCGGAUCACUCACACCUUUAUUUCCUUUGUUUUCUUUUUUUUCUGUUUCAUUUCCAAACAGUCGUUGAAGAAAUAGGCACAUGUAUGGAUUAGGUGCAGCAGAAAUAUUCUGGGCUUACUUCUUUUGAGGUUCUCUUUUUACUUAUUGGUAAAUCUGUUCAGACGUUUAACUUUUAAGAUAGUUUUUCUUUUUUUAGGCUUGCAUUAUAGCUUUCGCUGUGUCAUAAACAAUGUUAUUUUUUUUUCCCUUACCCUAUUCUAUCCUUAGCAAAUUUGAAAUCAUGAUGACUCUACUCACUCUGACUGAAGCCCUUCCUUCCCCCCUCCCCACGAUACAAAAAAGGGGAAAUUGAUUUGUGCUUAGUGUAUGAUCAGUCUUAUUCCCCCAGGCUAAUCACUGAGUGAUGAGAAGUGUGGCCAUAGGUUUAACGCGGUUGAUCAUCAUGUAUGAUCUUUCACUUAUCUGAGAAAGAAGAGGGGAUGGGAGUAUCUCGUGUAGUUUUGGAAUGCCGUUGUAUUGUGCUCUGAGGAAGGGGGCUUUGCUCUUGUUUUCUGCAUCACUGUUCCGGGUUGUGUAUGGUCGGCGUUCAUAGGCGUUAUACUUUCAUCUUUGAUCCACCUUAAUUCUUGGCUCUUUUUUUUCCUACUCUAGCAUAAUCAUGGAAUGUCUCGAAUCAGGACCUGUUGCUGAUCAACCCCUCAAGGAAUCAUCCCUUUCGAGUUCUUGGGAUCUGCCAAGCCUACCCAAUUCUCCUACUCCACAAAUUUCCCCCUCCCUCCCUCCCUCAAAAGGUUGCCAUAUUAGUCUGCUGUAUCAUUUGCCUGUUGAUUCAGUUAGACCAACAAGAAUGGGCUGGUGUUAUACCAGUUUCAGAUUUGUAUUCAGCUUAUCUUGCCCUUCCUCCGCUGAUGAUGCCAUACAUUUUUCUCAAGUUCUCUAUCCCGUGCUUUUCUUUCCUCCUUGCAGAUUUCAGUUUUGACCUUUACUUCCAAAACUGUUCAUAGGAUUAUGCCUACUGUCAUUUUGGAUCAUCUGAGUUUGUUAAUCCCUAAUAACACUCAAUGCCCAAUCAGUCAUCUAGCUUCUUCCUUUCCGAUGAGAUCCUUUCCUCAUCAAUUUCUUCAAAUUGAAAAAGGAAGAACAUUUACUUUUUAUUUUUAAUGGUAUACUACGUGCUGAACUACAAUUAAGUUGAGACCCAGCUUUUUACUAUGACAUUAUUGGCCACAUAUUAGGUAACUUUUUCUGAUAAACAUCAUCCCAUGAAAGUGUAGCCCUGUUUCUUGUUAAUACUUUCAAACGUAUUCGUGCCAGUACCUUACACGAACAAUCUUGCAACCACAUUAUAUAUGCAGAUUUUUUAGCAUAUUACAGCUUGCUUCAGCGAUCUCGACGCUAAUGUGCGAUUCAUUUCGUUUAUGUUCAGGCAGCAACCCCUGGAGCUCUAUUCGAGGAGAGCAAACCUCAAUCCGCAAAUGAUGCAUGGCGAAAACUGCAUUCUGACCCAUUACUCCUCAUCAGGCAGCGGGAACAGGAGGCAAUUGCACGCAUCAAGAACAAUCCCGUCCAGAUGGCCAUGAUUAAGAAGUCUGUAAGUGCCCCUCCCCCUUACCCACGCCCCUGUUUAUGAAUUGUCUGUGGAAACAUCAGAAAAACUUAGCUUCUUUAUUCCAGGUGGAGGCUGAGAAAAAGCAAAAGGAGAAGGGCGACAAGAAAGAGAAGAAGACGAAGAAGAAGAAAGAACACAAGAGGCAUCACCACGGCAAAUCGAAGCACGGCAAACAUUCGGCCGAAUCCAGCGACUCGGAGGACUCUGGCAGAUCCAACGAUGAGAGAAACGGUGACAGAUCAAGAUCCAAGCAUCGUCGUUCAGGGACAGAUCGAGAAGAUGACCGGAGGAGAGACAGGGCGGCGGCGGUGGUGGUCUCCGACCAUCGCCAUGCCACCCGCCGCCACGAUGAACAAGAGAGAGCCCACCCGUCAUCCGAGCGCCGCCGUGCCUGCCCCGACGGCAGCGGCGUCGGCGGCGGAGAACGGCCGCACAAGUCACCUGAACGUGAUCUUGACGGCGACGGUGGGCGGCGGAGCCGACCAAGGGAGACCAACCAGAGCUCCACCGGGAGGCAUGGAUCCAGGCAGAGUCUUCCUCCUCCCCCCCCUCGGAGGGCCCCAAGAUUGACGGAGGAAGAGCGGGUGGCGAGGCUGAGGGAGAUGCAGAUGGACGCCGAGCUCCACGAGGAGCAGCGAUGGAAGCGGAUAAAGAAGGCCUCGGAGACCGACGCUAAAGAGGCUGCUCAGGAGGGAAACACCGGCGGCAAGAACUUCCUGGACGCCACCCGGAAGAGCAUGUUCGGGACCGAGAAAGGGGGCAGCGCCACCAUCGAAGAGAGCGUCCGCCGCCGGACCUACUAUCUUCAGGGCGGCGCCGCCGCCCACGAGGGCAACGCCUUCCGGCGCCAUUGA